UCUUGUGCGGAGCUAGUUGGCUAGCUACACAACAUACACAUCUUAUGCUCAUUUGUCGGCGUGUGUGGUGCAUUUCUGCCCCCUGACACCCGGACCGGGCUUUGCAAUCGUCAACAAAUCAGCAAAUUCCAGAAGUGACGAGGAGACUCCAUUUUCGUAUGCGACUGGUCGGGGUACCGGAAAGCUAGCUGGUUAUGCUGCUAGGCUAACUUUCCCUGCUAGGCGUACGGGAGCCAGAGCAAGCAAGCAGCUUGCGAUAAAUUGUCUGUCUGACGAUACUUUCGUUGACUACAAAAGACUCCCAGCAUGCUGAUGGUGGGAGGCAAUGGACGGAUGCACUAGAAUGAGUGUGAAGGAGCUGUGUGAGACCGAUGACCUGGCCACCGGUUUGGUGCUGGACCCUCUGCUGGGCUUCAGCACCCAUAAGAUGAACAUCAGCCCCCCACCAGAGAUCCGACGGUGGGGUAACCUGAAGGAGACCCUGUUACGGUUUCAGCGUACACACGACUUCAGCGCUACGUUUGAGGCGCUGACGGUUGGUGAACUGGCUGGUGACUACUUUAAUGCUUUGGGAAGUCACCGACAGGAGCUGCUGAGACAACAUGUGUAUCGCUACCUCAGUGCCUUCCUGUUGGAUAGCGGCGUCAAAAUAGAGUCCUGCGACAGAUACUCCUCAGAGACCAACGGAGCAAAGAUAACCUCAACGAGGCACUGGUUUGCAGGAGAGCGAGUGGAGGUCCUGCUGGGCUGCAUCGCAGAGCUGAGCCCCACCGACAGUGCGGUGCUGAGGGCAGGAGUCAAUGACUUCAGUGUGAUGUAUUCCACACGCAAACGCUGCGCUCAGCUCUGGCUUGGGCCUGCAGCUUUCAUUAACCAUGACUGUAAACCAAACUGCAAGUUUGUCCCUGGUGAGAAGAAUAUCGCUUGUGUUGAAGUGAUUCGACCCAUCUCACCUGGGGAGGAGAUCACGUGUUACUAUGGUGCCAGCUUUUUUGGCGAAGGCAAUGAAAUGUGUGAAUGCUGCACCUGCGAGAGGAAUGGAGAGGGUCACUUCAGACACAGAGGGAAGCAGCCUGAGAGCGAAGAAACAAAGGACCCCGUGGAACAGAAGUACCGUUUGAGAGAGCGAUAUCUUCGUCAUCACAGAGAGAAGGGUCACUUUCCUACAAGGCCUGUAACAACAGGAAUACACUCAGGUAUCUUUAAAGCCAUCCCCUCGAGGAAUUCGUUCACCCAGCAGAUGAGGAGAAAUGCCUUGAAGAACAGAAAACUGAGUCGAACAAAGAAUUGGAGACGAGAGAAGCACAGACGGUCAGCAAAGCACCCCCUGAAAUCCUCCACAUUCGAACAGCAUUGGACAGCUCCGCUUUUGUCCCAGGUUGCACUGAGGGACCUCAGUAUCAGAGUACGGCGCCACUCAGUGGAUUUUUUACUCAAUUGUAAGGAUCCAAAAAGCAAAGAAAGGGCUUUGCUGCAAGAACUGGAACAAGUGAAGCCAAAAGACAACAGGCUGAGUGAACUGAAUUCCACUGGUGAAGAAAAUAACAGCAGUGAGGUCAACUUGAAGCCUUUCACUCUAAAUUCCUCCAUGUCAGUUCAUCAGGAAAACAGACCUGCAGUAAAUAGCACUGGUCCGAAUGGGAAGUCUGUCAAAGUGGUGGACAAGCAGGCAGUCCACAGAAGGACCUCUUCAAGAACAAGGAGCAUGGCUCACACCAGGCUCGCGCAUCAGACGGGGUCCAGUAGCACAGCCGACACUACAACUGCCUGUCAGCCUGUUGAGAUUGACAAAAUCUGCAGUGCAUUAAAACAGGAGAAGAUUGAAAAAGCAAUCACAGAACGUCAAAGCAACAGGUGCAGCGGCGCCGAAUCCUGCGUCAGCGACACGGCUAAAAGUCCAGCUGCUGAGCAAACGGCGCACAAGACCAUCAGAACUCCUUCCCCAUUAGUUUGUCAGAGUGCCGCAGAUGGAUCGAAGAAAGCUGGGGACAAUGCACUGAUAUCACUGAAGCAAUACCUUACAGUCAACCUAACACGGUUAUCAGUGCCACAAAAUGUAGACGCAGAAAAGACGUCCGAAGACAGGAAAGCAAGAGUGGAUAUAAGAGGAAGGAGCAGGCAGAACCAGCGUCCUAGACCAGCGACGCUGACAGUGCAGUCAGAGAAAAGAGUGUCCAGAUCUCAGCAGAGGCAGGGAGGAGGAUCAGAGAUCUGCACAGCUGAAGGUAACAGAGGGGUGAGGGAAAUGUUUUUCAAGGCUAUUGAUAAAGUAAAUUUAAGGAAGCGACAUGCAAGUGAAACUGUGGGUGAAUUAUGCCACAGGGAGAAACAGGGGAAUGACAAGGUUAUUGAAAUACAAACUGUGUCAGAGGAAGAAAAAGGUUGUAUACAAAAGAAACAGCAGGAUAUUGUAAUAGGCAAAAUUGAAGGGACUCAAGAAGAGAGAAAUGCUGCAUCUGCGGUUAUAGAAUGUAGAAGUAACGGAGUCCCGGAAGGAGUUAAAGAGUCCGAAUGUAAAAUAGUGUCUAAUGAAAAAACUACAGGACAAAAUAACAUUCAGUGUUUUAAAAAUGAAGUAAAGGAUGCAUGUAAGGAAGAGGGAGCUGAUAAACUAUCGGAACAAAUGACUAGAAGUGUGAGUAAACAUCUAGUAAGUAGGCUUGGAGAAGAUAUUGUCAUAAAGCAGGCAAAGGUUCUGCUAUGUGAUAUUUUAAGACAUGAUAAAGGUAAGAUACUACAGGGAGAUAUUGUAGGAAGAGGGUUUUCUACCUCCUGCCUCUCGGCCUCUAAAGCAAUGCAGGUUGCUGAGGAGGAAGCAGAACAGCCUGAAAUAAAUGGAGGCAGGUACCAUCGUCCAGAGCAGAGGAGCAUUAUGCGAAGACGAAAGCUGAUGCCAAGAGCAGCGAAAACAAAAGCAGAGGAUAAGCAAAGCACCAAGGGACACUUAAACAAAGAUGCUCCAGCUACAGUGAGGACUGAGUUGAGUGAGGAGAGUUUGCAGCUUCAGUCAACACAGAGGCAUGAUGACCCACCGGCCGUCUGCCUCAGCCCACUACCUCAAAAGUCAGUAAUUUCAGCAAAAGCUACGAAUAAUGUGCAUCCAGACACCAAUACCCAGGCACACAUACAGUCCAACAUACCUCUGAAGAAACGUACAUUUCGCAGUUCUGUGGAAAUAGACCCUGAACACGGUUUGAGUUCUGCUUCAGAUCAAGCUUCAAAAGGAGCCGCUGAGGUAAAUUCGUCUGCAGAGCUGAGGCAGGACUUUGCCCCGUGUUCAGGGGAGAGUGGCAAAGUGAAAAGAGAAAGUAAAGGCAGAUGUAGAAGAACAGAACUCCAGAAGUUAACCCCCAAAAGGAUCACAAAACAGAACUCCUUUAGCAGAGUGCUUCGCUCAAGAGCUAAUGAAGUUCAGCGGGGCUGUUUAUCGAGGAAAGUUCGAAGGUGUAAACUAAAGAGGCAAGGUGAGGAUGACGUCGACAAAGCUCAGACACCAGACAGUGAUAAGCUUUCAGAGGACAAACAAGCCGAGGAUCCUGCUACGAUCCAAGAGGGUUGUGGUAAAAAAACAGGUAAAUUUCAAAAUAAAGCUGAUGUGGAAGCAUUAGCCCAAAAAAGUGAUUUAGAGGAGACGAAGCCUAGCCUUAAUUUUAAGAUUCGUUUCAAGAGGAGGAGAGGUAGAGUAUGGGAGAUGGAAAGUGCAGGAUUUGAAAAUAUGGCAUUAAAGACAGAAAAGGGAGACAAGUUGGUGACCUGCGAUCCUUUUAAAGCCAUCAUGGAUUCUGUGUCAGUUUUAAACAUGGAGAUGGAGGCGGCACAGGCUCAUGUGCAGGCCAGCAAGAAAUCAAAGAGCAGACUCCAUCGUUUGAAAAAGAGAGGCGAGAGGCUGUGUGGAAAGAAAACCUCAGUCGCAAAAUUAGACAAAGACCAAGACCUUAAAAAUGCUGAAAAUGCACAUGAAGCCAGUGAAUCUCUCGGUGACAAAGCAGACCUUAAAGAGGAGCUUCUGCUCGGGGUCAAGCAGCUGCCCGAAAAAAUGGAGCACGAGAGAAACGUAGUCCAAGAAACAAAAAUUGAAGAUCGUUUUGUAAAGAAUUGCUGCUUGUUUGAAACUGGGUCACAACAUAAACAGGAGCUACUAAUUAAACUACGCAGAAAGACGGAGGAUAUUUGGGAAGUGGACAGCAAAGAGGGGCACAAGCAGACUGAGAUUAAAGUAGAGCCCAAAGUUAAGAAGGAGAAGAAGGGUCACGUUUUAGGGAAAGAAAAGAAAGGCUGUCUUGAGUUUAGCAAGUUCAAGGAAGAGUUCCCAUCGUCUCAGAGACUGAACAGCGACUCGGCCCUUCUGAAAACAGAACCACCACCAUUUUCCCUGUCUCUGUCACCGCUGUCUCUGUCUUCCCCAGUUAAUGACAGUAAAACUGAAAUUAUAUCCUCGGCUGCAGAUAGAAUCACGGAAAGGCCAGAGAUGAACAGUGGAGGAAGGAAACAGAGGCACAAAAUGGAGAGAACACGCAAGUGUGGGCCUGUAGAAACACCCACCACUUGUCUUAGUCACACUCUCCAACAAAUUGACAACAGUCUCUCUAGGCUCUCCGAAGGCUUGUGUUCUUCUCAGACUUUGGAAAAGCCGACAACCAGUUCCAGUGCUUCUAAUUCUGUCAUCCAGCCCCCAUCCCAGUUUCCUCCCUUCACUGCUGCGGAUAACAUGCUUUCCGGCGAGCCCAGCUUCACGAACUGCUGCGAUGAUAUUCUGGACUUUCAGUGUCUUAACUUUGAGGGUUAUUAUCAGCCCCAGAACAUACUUCCAUCUUCUCCAUCAGAUCUGUGUUCACUGGAUCCACCCACAGAUCCUUUCAGCAGUCCCCUCUCUCACAGCCCGUCUGAUACAUGGACUACUGAGACACCGUACCUUGGCCCCCCCAGUCCAGGAAAUAACUUCACCAGUGAGGAUCUGCAGUUUUUUCCAGGUCUGAUUUCUUCCAAAAGUGACUCCGUUUCUCUGGAAUGUGAAGCGAAGGAUACCUCUAGAGACAGAAACCCAUCCAACCCCAGUUUCAGUUUUUCAGCUCUCCAUAACACUGACUUUACUGCUAAGGAUCGAAGUAUCAGUAAAAAUCCAGGAAUGAGGCUGUCCAAAGAAGACCUCAGAACUCAGUCUUUGUCUAUGGUCGGCAAGCCCAGGGUAUUUGGUUCAACAUCAUCCUCUGUUACAUUUCAGAAUCCUGUUACUCUAACCCAACCCUCCAUCAACAUCAAGCCGAGCACCAGCCACCUGAAAGCCCAGACUAACCUUAAAACCCAGGGCCCCUUCCAUCGUAUGACCAUUCCCAGUAAAUCUCAGCAUUUUUCAAGUAGUAGUCAGCCAAACGCAGUCCGAGGAGUGUCCCAGAGUUGCUUGACUAAGUCCGUCCCGUCAUCUCAAAUGCCUAACAAAUUCCUCUCUCCUCAGCUCUUCACUGUGAAAAAUCCCAAUCCUCCAGACAAUCCAUUCAACUUCCAUGAGAAAACCUCUACAGUUAUUCACCGGGUGCUUAAGUUUCAGGGGGGGGACCAGAGUCAGAACUUGUAUAGUGCACCUUGUAGAGACAUCACGGCUGCUGGCAGCCCAACCGUCGCGUCCAGAACACUCGGUACAAAAUCAGGUGCUACUGAGAAAACUCUGCAGAGUCAGAAACUUGGUAUUAGUAUAGACAGUCAUCAUAAAGGCAACAUGUCGGUUCAAGGGUUUGGAAAAGAUGUCAGCCACCUUGGUUUGUCCAGCAACCUCAACAGGUCCAGCCCUCAUUUCAAUAGAAUCAACUCCUCUUUCCCUCAGUCUUUUAGUAAAAGCAAGAUGUCAUCUGAUAAACAUGGAAGUGGAGAAACCAACAUGGCGUGCAAAAACUUUUCUGCGCUGCCGAGACCCUUCUUCUUUCCGAGCAAAGUGGCUGAGAGUUAUUCAUCACCACAAGACAAGAGUUUUAAACACGAUAAAUCCACUCCGUCGACCUCAGACAAACACCAGCCGUGCUACACUCAGCAAGACCCUUUUGAUUUCAGCUUUGGCUCGUCUCUUUCGCCUAUGUCUCAGCACAACAGCCCCCAAGUCCAGGUCCACAGUACACCCCCUGGUACGCCAGCACCAGCAAACAAGAGCCAGUCCUCAACCUCCUCAGCCUCUUUCCCCUAUGGCUGUCAAGGUCCUCCUUACGUACUAAAUUUCACUGGAGAUCAUUCAUUGACCUUGGGUCUCAGGGAUGGGGUUGAUGGUUACCCAGGACUCGGCUCGGCAAACUACACCUACCAUUGCCUGAUGGAACCUUCAGGCACACAGGGGCGACUGGUUCUCGAGCCCUGCGGUCCCCAGCUUUCAAACCCACCGUCUUUUUCCUUGGGUGGAUUUUCAGGGCUCAAAGGUCAGGACGAACAUUAUAGGAAGGACAUGCAGCAACAGUGCCAGCCCGGGGAGCACCAAGGUGCGCCACACUACGGACCUGUCACCACAUCUCACUCCAUGGGUGCCACAAAACCCAAGAGGGUGAGGUUAGUGGUGACGGACGGCACAGUAGACUUAGAUCUCCAGUACUCGGAUUGAAUUAUACCCGCCGGAGUCACUGCAUACAUUUGGACGUUGUUUUGCUCAAAGGGGAUUAUACAGUAAUCUGCCACAAAAUGUUUUUGUAAACACAGUAAUUCAUAGUCUGCCGGUUAUUAAAGCCCACUGACUGAUUGACGUUUUUUCUAAAUCAUUAUUUUAACAGACUGUUAAUACAUGAAUGUACAGGGUUUUAUGUAAAGCGGGCGUGUCGGUGUGUUUUAGCUACUAGAGUUUUUAAAACUGAAAUAGCCACAACAGAUUUACUGAAAACACCAAAUUUAAGAAAACAAAGCAUUAAAUAUAUUUGUGACUCGGAGUUCGAACCUAUAGGCCCUGUAAACAUUGAAAGCCCUCUUGCUGUACUGUAACAUAGCUUUAUGAAUUUUUCUACACCAUGUAUGGCAGUAGAGACAGGAGCACCAUCAUUGGUUGCUUGGUACUUGUAUUGGUGGGUUUUAAAAAGGCAGCUUUGUGCCUCAGUCUUUGAUAUGUUCUUGUGACUUUUUGAAGCACCUGUUGAAACGGUCUACCCUCGUUUUUAUACUCACAGUAAGCUCUUUUCUCACUUUGUGUGUGUGUGUGUGUGUGUGUUGUGUGUGUGUGUGUGUGUGUGUGUGUGUGUGUGUGUUGUGAGUGUGUGUGCGUGCGUGCGUGAGAGUGUGAGUGCAUGCGUUUGGCAGGCAGGUCUUGAGGGAUCAAAGUAAGGCGUGUUGUCGUACCUGGUGGUGUAACUGAUUUAAGUAAGAUCAUUAGUCGUUAGUGCGUAUACGAAAGGCUCGUGCAUGAACAGUGUACAGUAAAAAUGGUUUCCAGACUUGAAACAAUAUAUAUAUAAUAGGAUAAUUCUUCUGGGUGAAGACGUGUGACGUGAAUUGCAGCUUUUCACAGCUGCUCUGUCGAGUACACGUGGAUACGCGAGUGGGAGAAACUGCAAUAUGUUUCUUUUUUUUUCCUUUUUUUUUUUCGGGCCAGUUGUGCUUAAUGGAUUGAGGGAUAGUACAAAAUGAGAUCUUUGUAAUGGGAGUUCUCCCAGUUGGGAAGUUAAAGAGAAACGUUUAAAUCAUGUUGCAUCACAAAAAGUGACAAUCUUCUCACAGAGUAACUCACUUUCGCCAUUUAUUUGGUUUUUGUUUUUUUCCCCACAGAAAGAACAGAAGGAUUAGUUGUGCGUCACCUGCAGUAGUUCGUGAUGAUGGAGCUACACAUUCAUAGGUGUUUAUAUUGUAACCAGAGGUAUUUGCUGUUGAUUGUGGAAGUCACGUGAGCAUUCCCCUCAUGUUGUGAUGUUCUGUACGCUGAACCCAUUUGACAGCGGUGGGCAGGAGUGUUCAGUGUGACUGCACAGCCUUACAUUACUACCAUGAAAAUGUACUGUCUUGAUAUGGAAAGGCCAAUUAUUUAUUUUAAUAUCCUCAUUCUUGAAAUGGUGCUUUAAUGUAAUUUAUAUUUCACAUUGAUUGUUCAAACUAUUUUUUUUAUUAUUAUUUAAUGGGACAGAAAAACUGAACUGAAUAUUUACAUUGAGUAUUUAAUUUCAAAGCCUUUGACAUUUUAUCCAGUUUUUUUUUCCCCAGUUGUUACAGGUAAAAUUUUCUGUCUUUUUUUCUAAUUGGCAGUUAGUCUUACUGAAAGUCUGCUGUAGAAAUGUACAAAUGUAGCCUAUAUCAU
Messenger RNA from Toxotes jaculatrix (banded archerfish), 8248 nucleotides. It is a transcript of the gene kmt5c, whose product is annotated as lysine methyltransferase 5C. The record is from RefSeq and is a predicted model, not a curated record. Gene Ontology annotation, molecular function: protein binding; histone H4K20 methyltransferase activity. The coding region runs from base 326 to 6577 and encodes 2083 amino acids. NCBI's taxonomy places the organism in Eukaryota, Metazoa, Chordata, Actinopteri, Toxotidae. Gene Ontology annotation, cellular component: nucleus. The transcript is spliced from 9 exons.